UUUGAUGAAACCAAGGCAUUGCGUUAUCUGGUUUUUAUUAUCGGAGGAAAAACCAAUAACGAUUCGUACAGAUAUUAAAUAAUUAUGCUAAAAUUGGGCCAAUAAUAUCAGUCGGCCGAUAUUAAUCCUAAAACAUAUAUGUGUAACAUCACUAAUACGUGUGUGUAUCCACAUAUACAUUGCAGAGCCUCUGCAAAAAAAAAAAAAACACAACUUAAUAUAGUUUUCAAUUUUUCUGUUCAAUUAGAUGGAUAUUUCAUAUGCACUCGAAUCUCGAAAAAAAAGAGCUACAGCUUAUUAAAGUACUAUAAAUUAUUGAAAUGUGUUCCAGAGUUUAAAUAGAUCUAUUGUCGUUUGGAUGGGGUUAUUGUUCUGUUGUUCCGUUUGAAAAUAUUUGUUCAACAUUUAUUGAUGUAUUUCUUUUCCAGUUGAAUUAGGCGUAAAUCACAGUUUCACACGGGCAUUUAUUCUGUGACACCGCGGCGUUCGACAGCAAAAUAUGUCCGUGUUUGACUAAAACAGGACUACGCGUGACUUUGUAAAAAAAACCAAAAAAACUAAGUGAAUAAAGGUGUAGCUUUCUUAAGGGAGUUAUGGUCCUGGUCCAGGAUUAAUCCAGAAAUGCAGGCGGAAUUUCGAGCACCGAGGCGAAGGAAUCGAGUGCAGGAGGAUUUUGAGGCUUCGCUGCCGGUGAGCCACAGCUCCCGGAAGAGAGCGCAGCUGCGGGCAGAGCUCAUCAACCAACAUGUGUUGGUCUGUCGGCCCGAAGACAUCCAGAAGAUCUACUCUCAGGGAUAUUUUGGGAAAGGCAUCCUGUCCAAAGCCAGACCAGACCACAGCAUCUCUGACCAAUGGGAGUAUCAUGAAGGUUUGCUUUUCCCUGUGAUCUCAUCGUCCAGUUACCGGGAGUUGCUUCAAUGGGCGCGAGCAUUUCUGUCUGCGCAGGGGUGGGACAAUGAGGCCAUCAGUCAAAUGAUGACCAACCUGUCUCGGCCUGUGCAGAUUGAGGAUGUGAAGAAGGAGGUGGAUGGUGAGUGUCCAGUAGUAGAGGGUGGAGUCGGCCCCUUCACCAAGAGGCCAAGGUCAGAGGUCAAUCCAAAGGCCAAGAGAAGCUGCAGUCAAAGCUCACACCUGGAUAGAGACUUGGACCCUGAACUUGACCAUGACCGUGUGUCUCGCACUGCCAAUAGUGAUCCUGAUUCAGAGCAUGUGGUUUCUGGUGCUGGUUUUGUCCUAGUGGUCUUUGAAGAGGAGGUCAGGGAGCUGAGGCGGAUUCCAGUCCCAGUGACAGAGUAUCUGCAGCUCAGUCUGGAGGAGGCCUUCUUCCUGGUCUAUGGGCUGGGCUGCCUGUCUGUCUGUCUGAACCAGGAGCCACUCUCGAUCCUCCAGCUGUGGAAAACAUUUCGAGCCCAGCGACCUGACUUUGUCUGUUCGUACGCGGCUUACCAUUACUUUCGCUGCAAGGGGUGGGUCCCUAAAGGAGGAGGCGGGGCCAAGUAUGGCGUUGAUUUUAUGCUGUACAGAAAAGGUCCACCAUUCUACCAUGCCAGUUACUCUGUGGUGGUGCAGCCUGUGAACAGUGAGUACAAGGGAACAGGGACACGUCCCUUCACGUGGCGUUCUCUUGCGGCUCUAAACAGAAUCACUACCAAUGUCUCUAAGGAGCUGUUGUUUUGUUACGUUGUCUUUCCAGCCAACCUAUCAGAUGCUGAACUGGAGUCACCACAAUGUCUGAGCAGGCUGAAGGUUCAGGAAGUGAUUGUCAGCAGAUGGAUUUCCUCCAGAGAGCGGGCAGAGCAGGAUGACAUCUGAAUAUCUAUUGUUGAAAAACAAAUUUUUAACAAAAAUGAACUAAAGUAUAUAAUGUAGGUCUACUCUGAACAAAUAGAAACAUGCAGCGAUGUUUCUUCCUGUGUGAUUUGUUUUGUCUUCAGUUUAUUCCUCCCGAUGUUAAUUCCAUCGGGAGGUAAGUUAGCAUGAUUUGCUAAUCAGAAUUUAAGUCGAACCAAAAUAUAUCGGCUAAUCGACU
This is a messenger RNA of Cynoglossus semilaevis (tongue sole), 2029 nucleotides long. RefSeq names its product TSEN2 tRNA splicing endonuclease subunit (gene tsen2). NCBI's taxonomy places the organism in Eukaryota, Metazoa, Chordata, Actinopteri, Pleuronectiformes, Cynoglossidae. The record is from RefSeq and is a predicted model, not a curated record. Gene Ontology annotation, biological process: tRNA splicing, via endonucleolytic cleavage and ligation; tRNA-type intron splice site recognition and cleavage. Gene Ontology annotation, molecular function: tRNA-intron lyase activity; nucleic acid binding. Gene Ontology annotation, cellular component: cytoplasm; tRNA-intron endonuclease complex. The transcript has 13 exons. The coding region runs from base 622 to 1812 and encodes 396 amino acids.